CAGUGCUCCACACGCGCAAGUGCAGUCCAGUGGCAUGUCGUUGCUUGAAGGUUGACAGGCAUUUACAAAGGGUUUGUGUCCAGAAUAGGCCCGUGGCUACCCGGCGGACGACAUCGACUCGAGGCUGGAGUAAGCAGCCAAUCGGAGAUGGAGGGUUACAAGGAGAUCACUUCAGCGAUCGAGGGACGUCUCUUUCUCUCGACGCAAAAGGUGCACGCGGCGCAGGAGGGCAACGAGGCUUACUUCCAGUCUCGCCCUGUAUCCUUACCCACGGCGGAUUCCUGGUUGUCACCAUUUGCCAACCCGAUCAGCUUCUCGGCAAAGACCAAAUCCAACGAUACAAAGACCGAGGGAAAGGUGGGUGGUGGUGGCGGUGCCAGAGAGAGCUCGCGUCGUGUCCACCUGAAGAGCUCAGGCAAAUCUCUGCCCAAGAAUCACGAGCAGAACGUGGAACACAUUGAGUCCGCCCGAAACGAUGCUUUCAGCGUGGCCUUCGACCUCGCCGAGCCGGUGUUGUACUUGCAAGGAUUUGAUUUUCCACACAACCUGGAGCAUACAUCCGCGGUGCUGAGAGGGGUGGUGCGGUUGAAGGUCGUGCGGGAGACGACACUUGGUAGGCUGUCGCUCGUUUUCCAAGGAGUCAGCCAGACCAUCUGGCCCGAGUCGUGGAGAGUGAGACAUCUGAAAAAGGUGUAUGACGAGAGCAUUGUCAAGCACGCGUGGGACUUCCUCGACAAAGAUAAUAACUCCCAGCACCCCGGGCGGACAUUCAAUCCCGGAGUGUAUAGCUACAAUUUCGAACUGCCGCUGGCAUCUUCGUUUCCGGAAACCAUUGAGCUGCCUAUGGGCAAGGUGUUCUACAACUUGACGGUUACCGCCGCAGAGUCGGGCCGCUCUUCGAACUCUGCCACCUUCAAGCAACCGGUGCUGCUGGUGCGCAUUCCGUGUGUGUGUUCGCUCGAAAUGACCGAGCCUUACGAAGUCCACGGCAUCUUACAGGGACUGGGGUACAGUUUCUCCCUUGCGGCCAAAUCCUGUCCCGUCGGCGGGCAGCUCCCCUUCAAAAUGAAGAUCUCGACCCAGACAGACCGCUUCUGGCAGCAGAUCACCGUGUCCAUGGUCGAGGAGGUGCAAUAUCAGACACGCGAUGCUCUGGCGCAUCGAGAACAGUCGCGGUCGAAGGCAGUCCUCCACACCAAGCGAGUCAAACGGGAUCCCCUCCACCAGCGAGCCUUCCGGCGCAUCAGUGCCGUCGGUGAGAACAUGGCGGUGUCCUACGCGAGCGGCACGGUUAUCGAGAAAGAGGUGCGGCGGAGCAGUCGGUCCAUGUCCGUGCACGAAGAGAGUGAAAGCAAUUAUCUCAACGAGACCGCCGUCCUCCAAAUGCCGUCAUGCUCGCGCAUUCAAGCGGACACGGCCUACAGGUGUCUGUAUGUCCGACAUUACCUGCUGAUAACCAUCUCCGCCUUUGUCGAGGUGACCGAGAGCAGCCGGAAACACUUCGAGAUCCGGGUGCGGAUGCCCAUCCAGCUCCUGACUUGCAGAUGGCUGGAUGGAAGCGCCACGCUGCCCAAGUAUUCGGAAGAUCCCGAGCAGCUUUCGCUCGAAGGACCUCUGAAUCUGUGUCGAUGCACCAGCGGGUCCUCCCAAAGGCGGAGUAGUCCCGGCGACAGGACGAUUGUCCAUAGAGAAGAAUAG
Molecule: messenger RNA, 1698 nt
Organism: Cladophialophora immunda
Lineage: Eukaryota; Fungi; Ascomycota; Eurotiomycetes; Chaetothyriales; Herpotrichiellaceae
Exons: 2
Coding region: 148-1698 (516 amino acids)
Biological process (GO): ubiquitin-dependent endocytosis
Cellular component (GO): cytoplasm; cytosol
Molecular function (GO): ubiquitin protein ligase binding; protein-macromolecule adaptor activity
Source: RefSeq, a predicted model, not a curated record